AUGUUGUCACGUCUUAUUGAGCUAUCGGAGCGCGCUCCAAAAGACUUCACCUUAGCCUUAGGCUUCUCAAUCCUCAGUGCGCUGUACCUCCUCCGACGCUGGCUUCUUCCAAAGCCAAUCCCAGGUAUCCCAUAUAACGAAAAUGCAGUCAAGUCCUUCAUGGGCGACAUCCCCGAGUUCAGAGAUGCUCCUAAUCGUCGAGAAUGGUGGGCGCAGCAACCUGCGAGACAUCAAUCGCCAAUCGUUCAGGUCUUCAUGAGACCUUUCGGCGCACCAUGGGUUUUUGUAGCGGAUUACUUUGAGGCCUCGGAUAUUUGUAUGCGUCGAUUGAAGGAGUUCGACCGAAGUGAUGUGACAUGGGAGCAGUUCAACGGUGUUGUACCGGGUCAUCAUAUCACGCUGAAAUCCUCGGAUCCAAAGUUCAAGAAGAACAAGGAGUUGAUUCGUGAUUUGAUGGCACCGACUUUUCUUCAGCAGGCUUCGGCUCCGGAGAUCCACGACAAGUUCGGUAGUCUUCUCAAGCUUUGGGAUCGUAAACUAGACUUAUCAGGCGGCCGGCCAUUCGACAUAGCUCAGGACAUCCACAACUCAGCACUCGAUAUUAUCCUCGGUGCCUCCUUUGGCAUUGACUCUGGAGACGGGCAAGUUAGCAGGCAGCUCGAAGAGCUCAAGGCGAGAACCGUAUCAGGUGGACAAGAUGACCUCUUCGAGUUCGAGGACGUUCCUAUCGACGAAGAACAGAGCUGCUUCACUACUAUUGCAGACAGUGUCGGUCUGUCCAUGAGAUCGCCUCUUCCCACUAUCCAUCACUUCCUCUACCGUAAUCUCUCGUCAGAGAUGCGAAGGGCAAGAGCGGGACGUGAUAGAUUGAGGGAUCGUGAGAUUGCCAAGAGCAUUGAACGAAGAGAAUCGGGACAACCUCAACGCUGUGCACUGGAUAAUAUGCUUGCUAGAGAGGAUGUCAUCGCUGAGAAAGAAGGACGCAAGCCCAAUUAUCGAAGUCAAACGAUUAUGAGCGAGCUGAUGGGCUACUUGGUAGCUGGACAUGAGACGACAUCAGCUGUUCUGCGAUGGGGCAUGAAGUACCUGACUGCCAACCAGCGCGUACAAUCACUUCUCCGUGAAGCUAUCCGAAACGCACAUCCAGAAGCAGUAAAGCAAAACAGGGUUCCAACGACGGAGGAGAUUCUUAAAGCUCAUAUCCCAUACCUCGACGCUGUCAUAGAAGAGAUGCUAAGGCACUCACGCGUCGCCCCAGUCACCCUUCGCCAAGCCACCGCUGAUACCCAGAUCCUCGGUCGAUUCAUCCCGAAAGGAACGACAGUUGGCUUCCUCGGCAACGGCCCCGGUGUCAUGAUGCCCAGCAUCCCAGUCAACCAGGAAAAGAGAUCUGAGGCUGUUUUAGCACAUAUGGAAAGAACUCAACUUUUUGAUGAAGAAGACCUUGCACAAUUCGUUCCCGAAAGGUGGCUUACGACCACUGUUAAUGGGGAAGGUGAGGAAGAGACGGUGUUUGAUCCGCAGAAGAGACCGUCUCAAGCAUUUGGACUUGGACCUCGUGGCUGUUUCGGUAAGAAAUUGGCAUAUAUCGAGAUAAGGAUAUUUCUCACGCUGUUCUUCUGGAUGUUCAAGUUGGAGACGAUUAAGCCUGAGCUAGCGACCGACGAUGAGAUGCUCGCGUUAACGAGGUCGCCGAAGAACGUGUACGUCAAACUGGCAAAGGUUCAACGUUAA
Messenger RNA from Fusarium oxysporum Fo47, 1734 nucleotides. RefSeq names its product cytochrome P450. Gene Ontology annotation, molecular function: heme binding; monooxygenase activity; oxidoreductase activity, acting on paired donors, with incorporation or reduction of molecular oxygen. The record is from RefSeq and is a predicted model, not a curated record. NCBI's taxonomy places the organism in Eukaryota, Fungi, Ascomycota, Sordariomycetes, Hypocreales, Nectriaceae. The transcript has 3 exons. The coding region runs from base 1 to 1734 and encodes 577 amino acids.